Messenger RNA from Dendronephthya gigantea, 2919 nucleotides. Its product is annotated as NEDD4-binding protein 1-like. The transcript is spliced from 3 exons. Gene Ontology annotation, molecular function: metal ion binding; RNA endonuclease activity; mRNA binding. The record is from RefSeq and is a predicted model, not a curated record. Lineage: Eukaryota; Metazoa; Cnidaria; Anthozoa; Malacalcyonacea; Nephtheidae. Bases 352 to 2181 code for a protein of 609 amino acids. Gene Ontology annotation, cellular component: cytoplasmic ribonucleoprotein granule; nucleus.
UUUCAGGGAAGUAUAAGUAAACGAAGGAUUGAUUUUUGCUGUGUAUGUAGAGCGAUUAUUUUUACGCACUACGAACGUAGUUGAUGCGCAGAAAUACAUAAGUUUGCAGAUUCCAGGCAGGUUUUUCAUUUCCGUCCCUCCCCCCCACGCAAAGCUCGUCAGAGAACUUCCUGUUGAGUGUUGUCAUCUAUAAAACUUUUUCGCAAUCAUAGUUUUCAAACAGUCAAGUCAAGACACACGGAGUGUUGUGGAGGUAGAGAGAUGGCAAAUGUCCGUAUUAUCGUUGAAUAUUAAGCAAGGAAGUACAUAAUCACACACAGAUACGACGAAAUACGAAAAGAAGCUACCGAAAUGGAAUUUGUAAUAGAGAAAAGACAACGCGAUAUCGUCGAAAAAUUCGUCGACCGCAUUAAGGAACUGUACAACGUUGAAAUCAUAUUUGCCAAUGGCACAGGUGAUAAUGUCUGGGUCGAACUAAUAGGAACACAAAGAGAAAUGGCUAAGAAAUAUAUUCAAGCACUGACAAAUCCAGGGCAUGCAAAAACUGUCCUAAUUCCACCAACUUUGGUCAAGACCUUUGGACCACGAACUAAGGAGCAUUUCAACCUGGAGAAGGAUUAUGGCGUUGUUAUUCAAUUUCCGCAAGACACAAUUGCGGUUAUAACUGGCAGUAAGGCAGAUGAUAUGCCGGCUAUGCUUGCUGGAUCGAAACUUGAGGACCUCAUAAGCAGGCAUUCCACUAAAGAGAUGCAACAGCAGCGACCUCAAACAACCUUGUCUCAGCCAAACCGAGCACUUCAGGAUUUUGCUUUAAAGCUUGGUUACGACAAGAAGCAAAUAGAUGCAGUUUUUGAUAAACUUGGGCCUACAAUUGACAAAAACACGUUUUUAAACGAGCUCAUAAGCAUUUCUGGGGCAAAUUCAAGGAUAGGUGAUGACCGUUGGUCAAACGUUUCUUCUAGAAUGGGAAGUAUUGUUCAGCCGGAUGCUUGUCGUAGUGGAAUGCCACCAACAACUAGUAUGUAUUCUCAAGGUUUUGCGCCUGACUCUGCUGUUAUUGCAAGAGGCCUGGCACCAAGAUCUUCGGGUCGACCAACUCCACCAACAAGCAGUGCUCAGGGCUACCCGAACCAUGAUUUUGUACAUGUUGGUAAUGGUGUUACAAGCAGGUACAAUAGAGACAUAAACAUGCUACCCAUGCUUAAUGGUGGUGUUGUUUCGCGAGGAAUGAUUCCAAGAACAACAGCUGCAACCAGCCAGAUCAAUUCCGCUGGUGUUACAGCCCGCAGUGUUGUACCAAGGACUACAUCUCAAACCACCCAAGGUAACAACAAUAUCUACACAUGCCCAGAAUAUGGCAACAUCAAGAAAGGAGGUGACUAUGGAUUGAAUACUGAUGCUCCACCACAAGUCGAUUUGAUGGUCAACGCAAUGAUGUCAAAAUAUCAACAACUUCCACAGUCAGAUUUGCGGCAUGUGGUAAUUGAUGGGAGCAACGUUGCUAUGAGCCAUGGCAACAACAAGAUUUUUUCCUGCCGGGGCAUUGCCUUGUGUGUUGAUUGGUUUCGUAAAAGAGGCCACAAUCAGAUCACCGUUUUCGUGCCAAGCUGGAGAAAGGAGUCGCCCAAAGUCGACAACCCGAUCACUGAUCAGCACAUUCUCAACCAGCUUGAAUCCCAGGGCUUCAUCACGUUCACCCCAUCGAGGAAAAUCAACGGUCGUCGUAUCGUGUGCUAUGAUGAUCGCUUUAUCAUCAGACUGGCGGAAAGCACGGACGGAAUAAUCGUGUCAAACGAUCAUUUCAAAGAUCUUGCUUCUGAGAAUCCGAAAUGGAAAGAGGUGAUCGAGCAACGACUGCUGAUGUACUCCUUCGUCAACGACAUGUUCAUGCUUCCCGAUGAUCCACUCGGGCGCCAUGGACCCACCUUGGAUGAGUUUCUACACAAGGGUACCAAAACCCACCGUAGGGUGUGCCCCUAUGGCAGGAGGUGCACCUAUGGUACACGUUGUAAGUACCAUCACCCGGAGAGAGAGGACCCCAGGCUACAGAUGUAUCAAAGUCUGCAAUCUCUAUUCCCCAACCAGGAAAAACUCAUCGUAAGCGUCAUGAAAAAGUAUCCGAACGAGAAAGACGCUGAUAAACUAGCGAGUUAUAUCCUAUCAAUGAACAUGAUGCAUUAGAGCUUACGUGGUAAUCUACGCUUUAAUUAGACUAAAAGGGUGGUGGACGAAUAUACUGGUGGAAGAGAGAGAUCGCAUCAAAAAAGUAGCCGCAUUGGGGCCAUCCAGUCCUCAGCAAAAAAAUACAAUUUGCUCGCUGGCUUUAGGAAGUGGUAAAAAGGAACUGCUUUUAACGACGAGUUAUACUGGCCACGUUGACCUCAGGACUUUUUCGCUUCCUUUUUCACUCGAACAAAUUCGGGCCGUGUGUCCAUUCGUGAAGAACGAAAUGGAACAUGCAGCACAUAAACAAUUGACUACUAGUGUUUGCAAUUUUCUCAUCUUAAUUGUAAAUAAUUUGUAAUUAUAACGACGUAGGUUAUCUAGGACACGAUUGUAAAUAUCGCGAAUUCUGUGAUUUUUUUACUACCUCAAAAGGACGUUAUGAAAUUGGGUUAUCGUUUUCAGACCAUUAAUUUACGGUGUUUUUUCGUAUGAAAUUUAGUACUCUCUAUGAGAAAUUAAUUUGGAUGUAAUUAUGUAAAUAGAUACUCCAGGAGAAAAAAUUCAGUCAGGAAAGCCGAUAAAACAAGCCAAAUUAGUGAUUAGCUAGUUUUUCCAAAUUCUAUUUUAAUGUUCCAGUUGAAAUUUUCAGGUAGCUGUCGUUUGUGGUGAUGAAAACAAUUUUGAGGCUUUCUUGACUGAGAUAUUUGUGUGUAUGGGGGUCAAUAAUUUUUAGCAAUAAAUAAUGCACUGUGU